Molecule: messenger RNA, 2688 nt
Organism: Cimex lectularius (bed bug)
Lineage: Eukaryota; Metazoa; Arthropoda; Insecta; Hemiptera; Cimicidae
Product: sodium/hydrogen exchanger 9B2-like
Exons: 13
Coding region: 194-1975 (593 amino acids)
Biological process (GO): proton transmembrane transport
Cellular component (GO): membrane
Molecular function (GO): antiporter activity
Source: RefSeq, a predicted model, not a curated record
UCGGAGGAGGCGGCUCUGGGUCAAAGCUGGGGGCGGCAGCGCGGUGGUGGGGACGGCGAGCGAGUGGGGAGCGGACGAGAGGCCAGAGCCUCUUUUCAGUCCUGGGAGAAUCCAGUCGAGUCCCGGAUCGCAGGGAGUGUCACGAGAGGUGUGCGCUUCUUUGAGGAAAUGUGUUGUGCUUGACUCGGCCGAAAUGACGUCCAUCGAGGAGAAUCCCGCCAGCCCUCGAAGGGACACGCAAGAGGAGGAGGACUUCACCCACGCCUCCAAGAACAACCUGGCCAAUUGUGAUACCAACUUGCCCAACUCGCGCCUGAAACUACUGAAACGAGUGAAUCUCUUCCAAUUUUUAAGGGGAAGAAACUAUUUGUCGAACAGAACGUCUCCUAGCAUGCCGAAGUCCAAACCGAACUCGUCACCCAAAGAGGCUCAUGACUCGAAAGACACUCCCCUCAACUCUGAGUAUGAAAUUAUUUUCACACAUUGUUCAGGGUUUGGAAGAUCUAUCCAAAACCAGAUGGGAUUAAAGGACUCCCAAAUAAUAUUUGCAAUUGGUGCUGUAAUAAUUGGUCUUUUAAUAUGGGGUAUACUGUAUGGCGUGGUCCUUGAUGAGGUAGCCCCAGGAGGAGAUCUCUUUCAGAUUUUAGUUCUUGUAGUUAGUGCCUAUUUAGCUGGAAAGGUAGUAGGAAUGUGCCAUUUACCCCCUCUACUAGGUAUGCUUACAACAGGCAUCGCGAUGCGUUCUGUUGGUUUCUUUGAAAUCUCAGGGGUUUAUCCUGAUCUUGUCACUAAAUUGAGAGAGACAGCUUUGACAGUAAUAUUAAUCAAAGCUGGGCUCGGCCUUGAUGCCGUAGCAUUAAUGAAACUAAGCCUUGUUGUAUUACGCUUGGCCAUCCUACCCUGUAUAGCAGAAGCUGUGGCGGCAGCUGUAUUUUCAUAUUUUAUUUUAGACUAUCCUAUUCUAUGGGGGCUUCUUUUAGGGUUUAUGUUGAGUGCAGUCUCCCCUGCAGUGGUCGUACCGACUUUACUGAGUCUGAAAGAAAAAGGCUAUGGAGAAAAUAAGGGAAUUUCAACGCUUGUUAUUGCUGCAUCUAGUUUAGAUGACAUUGUUGCUAUUUCAGUGUUUGGUGUAUUCCUUAGCAUAAUAUUUUCUCCAGCGGGACAUCAAGAUGGGAAAAUGCUUGAACAGUUAUCUCAGGGACCAAUCGAGAUGUUACUGGGUUUAGUACUCGGCAUCUUCUGGGGUCUAGUUGCUGCUUUCAUUCCACACAAAGACGAUAAACAAGUCGUAACAAAACGGGUGUUGAUGAUCGGCUGUGGAGGACUGUGUGCAGUACUUGGAGGAGAGGUAAUUCACUACAGUGGCGCUGGUCCGUUAGCCUGUAUUGUUUCAGCUUUCACCGCAAGCCUUGCAUGGAAGAUACAAGGCUGGAGUACUCAUCAUCCCGUUGUUGAAGCGUUUGGAACCAUUUGGACAAUAAUUCAACCAAUGCUGUUCGGACUGAUUGGUGCUGAAGUUGAUGUCAAAUUACUGCACGCAGAUACUAUACUGAAAGGAAUCGCUGUCAUAUGCGGCGCUCUUGUCAUAAGAGUUAUUUGCUGUUGUGUCGUACUUCUUGGUAGCAAACUGAACUGGAAAGAAAUCAUAUUUGUAAACCUUGCUUGGCUUCCAAAAGCCACUGUCCAGGCUGCACUUGGGCCAGAUGCCCUUGAACUUGCAACCCGUGCCGAAGAAAAAGAUGAACAAGACAUACUGAGAGGUCACCAACUUCUUACUCUAGCAGUACUUUCUAUUUUAAUGACAGCUCCAGUAGGCGCCAUAGGGAUUUCAACGACAGGUCCUUACUUACUUUCAAACGUUUCAGUUGAACCUGAAGCUGAGGAAAAUAUUGAAAGUGCGGACACCGCAAUGCACAUGAGCGAAGGUACGCAGCUAAAGAGCGAAACGAAAGAAGAUGCCGCAUCUAAAGUAUGAAUGUAAAACACAAGGUUCGCCUGGGAGUGAAAAAAUGCCUUUUAACAGACUUUUAAGAGAGUAAUCGUGAGAGCGUAUUGCCAAGGUAGAACAGUUGGAACGUCUUGCAUUUCAAAACUCCCCCAUCCCAUGUGAUCAUUUGAUAGUUGUAGUAAAGAAGCUUUGUGCGAUGAAGACUUGCCUUUCACGGUGUUUAAUGGACGAAAACAAAAAUAUACUACUAAAUGGCAAUAGUAGUCUUAGGCUGUUUGAAUAAAUUUAUUAUUAUUAUUUUAAUGAACAUAAAAAUAGAAAGCAAUGAAUAUUAGAGUUAUAUAUAUAUUAUUGAACCUUUGGUUGUAAAUGGAAACCUAAAACUAAUUUUGUGAUUAAAAUGUUUAUUAAAAAAAAUAUUGCACAUGCAAUUAUAUAAAUUGACAAAAAAAGUUCAAUAAGAGUAUUUCCCCUUGUAGAUCGCUCAAAGAAAAAUAUAUAUAUUUAAAUUAGAGAUAAUACUUUUAAAUUUAUUUUUGUUUUUAACGUUUGCAAGUAUUCUUUGUUGGCAAUGAUAUUAUUUUUUUAAACAUAAUAUUUUAAAACUGUGUUAAAUAUUUAUCUUCAUAAAUUUAAUAAUUGUUUUUAAUUUUUAAAAUUGAAAUUAAAUGUAUUAUAACUGUUGACGAGUAAAAAUUUUACAGUAUAUUAUUGAAACAGUAUAGAUUUUUAAAAUAUAA